This is a messenger RNA of Choloepus didactylus (southern two-toed sloth), 960 nucleotides long. RefSeq names its product olfactory receptor 13C8-like. Gene Ontology annotation, molecular function: G protein-coupled receptor activity; olfactory receptor activity. Gene Ontology annotation, cellular component: membrane. Gene Ontology annotation, biological process: G protein-coupled receptor signaling pathway. The transcript has a single exon. The record is from RefSeq and is a predicted model, not a curated record. Lineage: Eukaryota; Metazoa; Chordata; Mammalia; Pilosa; Megalonychidae. The coding region runs from base 1 to 960 and encodes 319 amino acids.
AUGGAAAGGACCAAUGAUUCCGUCUGGACGGAAUUCAUCCUGGUCGGGCUCUCUGCCCACCCAAAGGUCCAGGCAGUUCUCUCUGUGCUGGUUUUAUGGAUGUACCUGAUGAUCCUGCUGGGAAAUGGAGUCCUCAUCUCAGUAAUCAUCUAUGAUUCCCAUCUGCACACCCCCAUGUACUUCUUCCUCUGCAAUCUUUCCUUCCUGGACAUAUGCUACACAAGCUCCUCUGUCCCACUAAUUCUUGACAGCCUCCUAACAGUGAGGAAAAGGGUUUCCUUCUCUGGGUGCAUGAUGCAGAUGUUUCUCUCCUUUGCCAUGGGGGCCACUGAAUGUGUCCUCUUGGGCAUGAUGGCACUUGACCGCUAUGUGGCCAUCUGCUACCCACUGAGGUACCCCAUCAUCAUGAGAAAGGCUGCCUAUGUGCCCAUGGCAGCUGGGUCCUGGGUCACUGGGCUAGUGGACUCCAUGGUGCAGACAUCUCUCACAAUGCAGUUACCAUUCUGUGCUAAUAACGUCAUUCACCACUUUGUCUGUGAAAUCCUGGCUGUCCUGAAACUGGCCUGUGCUGAUAUUUCAACCAAUUUGAUCAGCAUGGCAGGCUCAAAUCUGAUUGUUCUGGUUAUUCCACUGCUAGUAAUUUCUACGUCUUACAUUUUUAUCAUUGCCACUAUUCUGAAGAUACCUUCCAGUGAAGGAAAACGUAAGGCUUUCUCCACCUGCUCAGCUCACCUGACAGUGGUGAUUAUAUUCUAUGGAACCAUCUUCUUCAUGUACGCAAAGCCCAAGUCUAAAGAUCCUGUUGACACAAAUGAUCAAGACGUCACUGAAGCCCUCAUCUCCCUCUUCUAUGGAGUAAUGACCCCCCUGCUCAACCCCCUCAUCUAUAGCCUGAGGAACAAGGAUGUGAAGGCUGCAGUGAGGAACAUGCUGGGUGGGAAACUCUUCCCUGUGGAGUAG